UACACAAGAGCCGGACUUUCAGGUGUGGUAAAGGUAGCAACAAUUCCACUUCAUGUCAGUGACAGCGAGAUCAGCCCGAACUGAAUCAUUGUGCUUUUAUUGCGAAGACAAAGGAGGCAGGCAGAAAUUGUAGUUUGUUUGUUUCUUUCUUUUUUUACUCACGAAAUUAUCUUUUUUUCCUAAAGGUUUGGAAGCUCUCGUGGUAAAGAGGUGAGUGGCUUGUAAGAGACUAGUAUUAGCGAGUUAAUCUGUGUUUCUACAGAAAGUCGCGCUCGAAAUCUUUGUGGGGACGUCACAGACAGUGACGUCACUCGCGAGUUGAGAUAGAAUCUGACGCCGAGACUGCUUGUGACAUCACGUCUCGUCUGGCGCACGUCACACGGACAGAGUUGUGCCGAGAGUUUCACAGUCAACAGCCACCCAGGCCAUUGUGACAAUCAUGAGUGUACCGCAGUCCACUCAGUCUUCCAGACAGAGUUUCCAGAGUUUUGUCAGCAGCAGCUACAGGAGAGCCAGCACCAACCCAGACAGCGACUAUGUCCCGGAGUGUGGAAUCGGCUCCUGCAAGCCGGAGGCUCUCAGGUUCUGCGCCAACGUGACGUCAUUCACCGGCUAUUUCAGCAUCUGCAGUCUGUUGACGAUGACGCUCACCUCGUACGUCACGUCACAGGUCACGACCCUGGAGCGCCAUUUCGGGUUCAGCAGCUCAGAAACUGGACUCAUCAUGGCCGCCAAUGACGUGGGCUUUCUCAUCGUCAUUCUUUUCGUCAGCCACGCCGCCACUAAAGUGCACAUCCCGCGUGCGUUGGGCGGGGCUACGAUCCUGUUCGGGAUUUCUGGCAUCCUGUGCGCCCUUCCCAUGUUCAUCUUCGGAGCUCCUAGUCCAAGCCUGAACGGCACUUCCGGUUCCGCUACAUCAACGGCGUCAAAGUCGUUUUACGGUCAACUGUGCGAACCUCAUCCUUUGGGAGGAAACGAAUUGUUGGAUGACUGCGAGGUCACGGGAGUGGAGAACGGAACAUCUAGUGACCUUGCACGUGACAUCAGUAUGAAGUCCAAUUCCCAGGCUGCCCUGGCAAUCAUUGUGCUCGGCAUGCUCCUGCAGGGCGUGGCCAAGUCUCCCAGGUCGCCCUUCACUACGGUCUACGUGGAUGGCAACGUAGAGAAGGAGAAGACAGGCUUCUACAUGGGGAUAAUAACUACAAUAACAAUUAUGGGACCCGCACUUGCUUAUGGACUUGGUGGUGUAUUCAGCAGAAUCUACGUAACUCUUCAAGAUACAGACCUGAGCCCAAGGCACCCGAGGUGGAUUGGUGCUUGGUGGCUCGGGUAUGUCAUUUUUGGGUCAGCGUCCAUCUUGUUCAGCUUUCCUCUCUUCUUGUUCCCGCGUUGGAUUAAAGAACGUCAUCUAAGCGACGACCAGACAUCCUCCCAGCAACCUACAGAGCCAAAGACAUCGAGAAAACUUGUGAUUCUAAACAUAAUCAAAGAGUUCCUGAGGUCACUCAAGCGGCUGUUGCUGAACCCUGUGUACGACUGUGUCGUGGUGGCCAGUUGCAUCCCGAUGUUCGCAAGCUCAGGUGCCGCUUCCUUUGGUCCCAAGUACAUGGAGAACCUCUUUUCUCUUCCAGCUUGGAAAGCGAAUAUAGCCACCGCGGGUAUCUUGCUGGGUACCAUCUGCCUGGGCACUUUGGUGGGAGGCUGGCUGACCAAGCGGCUCAAGAUGGGUCCAGUAGAGGCCCUCAAAUUCGUCAUAGGUGUGGAGGUGACCGCCCUCGCCAUGUCCAUCCCUCUGAUAUUUCUGCACUGCCCGCAGCCCCUUAUUUUCAACAGCCCCGGACCCAGAGCAGCGUUUGAUGAGGCCACCGUCGGCUGCUUCGAGACCUGCGCAUGCGAUGAUGACGACUUCCUUCCGGUUUGUGGAUCAGACAUGCGCACUUAUUACUCACCUUGCCACGCAGGCUGCAUCAUCAGCUCAGGAUCGAAGUACAGUAACUGCAGCUGCAUCACGGGAGGUUAAGCGGUGGCGGGUCACUGUGACUACAGCUGCAACAUGCUGUACGUGUACCUGGCUUUCGUCUGUCUCAGCGUUCUCAUCACCUCGCUGAUGUACAUGCCCAGACUGAUCAUUUUUAUCAGAUCCGUAGAAGACCGGGACAAAGCUCUGGCUCUGGGCUUCAACUCUUUCGCCAUGUCUGUCACAGGAUGGAUGCUGGGGCCGCUGGUGUUUGGCAAGGUCAUCGACCUCAUUUGCAUACAGUGGGAAAGCACGUGUGCGGGGCGUGGGUCGUGUCGCCUGUACGACAAUGACCAGCUGCGCUACCAGCUGCAGGGCACACAGCUGGCCGCCAAGGUCCUCAGUCUUAUCUUGACCGUCGUCGCCUUGCUGGUAGCCAAGGCCAGGAAGAUGUUCCCGGUUGGCCGCGCGGAAAGCUUUGCCGAGAUGUCAAUCUUGUUGCCAGUCCCUCAAAAUCCCAAGAUUAAUACAAAGACAACAAGAAGAGAAUAAAGCAAAACUCUGAAA
Molecule: messenger RNA, 2524 nt
Organism: Pomacea canaliculata
Lineage: Eukaryota; Metazoa; Mollusca; Gastropoda; Architaenioglossa; Ampullariidae
Product: solute carrier organic anion transporter family member 2B1-like
Exons: 12
Coding region: 440-2020 (526 amino acids)
Biological process (GO): sodium-independent organic anion transport; transmembrane transport
Cellular component (GO): membrane
Molecular function (GO): protein binding
Source: RefSeq, a predicted model, not a curated record